CGUCCUCGUGUGCUAUCAAGCGCUGCGGAGUUGUUCCUGAUCCGUUCUUUAUAGCGUGGCUUUGCUAUAGAUUUCAUUUUUAUGAAUGGGUGGUGACUUUUGUUGUGCGGUGGGGUGCCACAACGAUCGGGGUGCGAAAAAAGACGUGACGUUUCAUGUGUUCCCGCGAGACCUGCCGCGGCGAGCAAGAUGGAUUGCCGCAGUGCGUCGGGCGCACUGGGUUCCUACAAAAGCGUCUCGCUUGUGCAGCGUGCACUUCACAGACGAUAGCUACGAGCUCAGCUCGCGGCUUUCAAAAGAAUUCGGUCUAGCGCAGAGGGCUCCGAGACUGAAGCCGGACGCCGUACCGACCAUCUUCGACUACGUCGUUGCACCACCAACCCCUCUCCGUGGCGCGUUUGCGAAGAGGAGACGCAAGGACGCUGUCGACGAAGCCAUCGCCGAACGCGCUGCGACGGGUGCCGCCGAUUCGGUCCCGGACCCAAACCCCUGCCCAGAUGGAAAUGGAGCCCUUGUUCCAGACUGUGAGCAGCUUUCCAUGGAUGUUUCUGAGCCGGAUACUGAACCGACUCCACGAAAUGUCUGUGUCGGCGCACAAACGGAGCCUCUGCAAACAUGCACGCGAAAGAACCAGACCAAGAUCAAAGUCAGGUGCAUAGGUACCCAGCCAGCAUUUGCUAAACUGAGCAAGGAAGUGCAGACUGAGACUACUGAAGAAACGAACUCAGCCACACAAAAUCCAGUUUCGGCAGAGGCUCCAAUAGACGACGCUGAUGGCUCGGACUCAGAUGAUGAUCCUCUGGGUCUUCUUCAGGAUCCAAGUGAUCCUGACUACCGUCCAAACUACUCAGACGAUGAAGAGGCCCCAGGAACUGGCGCAGCACCUGAUGAAAGUGAAGCAGCCGCCGACAAGUACAUCGUGUUUGGGUCUUGCCUCAAGAAGCUCCUGAAGCGGUGCUCGGAUUGCUUCUCCAUGAACACCCAAGUCUCCUUUGACCUCGUCGGAUCCAUGGUGAAGGCCACCACCACUUGCGGCGCUGGCCACACCAGCAUCUGGGAGAGCCAGCCUAAGUGUCAUGGCAAGCCGGAGGGCAACAUCUUAAUGUGUAGCGGGAUCAUCUUCAGUGGAGGCUGCCCAACAAAGGUGCUCCGCCUCUUCGAUAUCAUGGGCGUCGCCAGAAUCCAUUCCACACAGUUCAACGAGUAUCAGAGAUGCUACGUGCUCCCAGCAGUGAUGAACGUAUGGAGAGCUGAACAGCGCACUCUUGUCAAGAGCCUGGAGGGGCGGCCACUACGGCUGGCCGGCGACGGCCGAUCGGACUCCCCUGGCUUUUCUGCCCUGCACGGGACUUAUUCGCUGCUGGAGACAUCAAUCAACCGUAUUAUUCACCUGGAACUUGUACAGUCGACUGAGGUGAAGUCAAGUUGCCACAUGGAACUGGAGGGGCUGACUAGGUCUUUAGUCUACUUUGCGGAACUGGGUAUCACCGUGGAGGUCCUUGUCACUGACAGGCACCUGCAGGUCAGCGCGUACAUGAAGCGAGAGCAUCCCCUCAUCCAGCACCGCUUUGAUAUCUGGCAUGUCAGCAAAGGCAUUAAAAAGAAGAUUGUGGCAAUCGCCAAGUCGCCACGCCACAAGCCAUUGGAAAAAUGGCUGGACACCAUCACGAGACAUCUGUACUGGUGCGCCCGCACCAGCAACGGCCAGGGGGACCUGAUCCUGGCAAAAUGGACGUCAAUCACCAGGCACAUCUGCAAUGUCCACCACCACCCGAACCCACUGCACCCAGCGUGCUUCCAUGGGGAUGUCAGUGAUCGGCUCUGGAUUGAGGAGGGCACCGAAACCUACAAGAAGUUGGAAUCGGUUGUGCUCUCUAAGCACCUCCUGCGGGACAUUCCCAAGCUGUCCUCGAACGAGCAGACGUUCGGACUGGAGGCGUUCCAUGGGGUGCUGAUUCAUUUUGCCCCCAAGUCUGUUAGCUACCGAUAUGAUGGACUGCUGGCAAGGACAUACAUUGCAGCGCUCCACUACAACUGCAAUGCGGACAGGAAGGUGCGCCCCACAGAAGACGGCGAAGACAAACACGCCCUGAAGUUUUCCAGAGCAAGGAAGCAGUGGACCAUUGUUCCCGUCAUGGAAGACACCAAGUUUGGUUACAUCCAGAAGCUGCUAACUGGACUCUUUGAACACAUUGAGAGGUACCCAACGUUCGCAGCAGCGAAGGAAGCACUCCCGAAGCAGAAACGACCAACACUGGGCAGCACGCUGGCACAGAGGCCUGACCUGGAGACUGCUCUAGCCACUCACCGGUCACGCUUUCGAAGGCAUUGAGAUGUGUGUCUCUUCUGGUGGCCUUACAGUGACGUAUCAUAACGCAUGUUAGAUGCACCAGGGGGGUGCCUCUAACAUGCCUCAGGUAGUAGUGAUACCCUAACAAGAGCCAGUACGACACUAAUCAAGAUUGAAACUGUCAGGGGUCGGGGUUGAACCCAGGGGUCCUGGGUUCAGUCCAAAUCCCUGCAAGCUUUGAUCUGGAUGAGCAUUGUACAGGCCCGUGU
Messenger RNA from Ixodes scapularis (black-legged tick), 2559 nucleotides. RefSeq lists its product as uncharacterized. Bases 86 to 2332 code for a protein of 748 amino acids. The transcript has 11 exons. The record is from RefSeq and is a predicted model, not a curated record. NCBI's taxonomy places the organism in Eukaryota, Metazoa, Arthropoda, Arachnida, Ixodida, Ixodidae.